GUUGCUGCGGAGCUACCCGUGCGGCCGUGCCCCGUCCCGUCCACCUCUCUCCUCGUCCCGUUCCGUCCUGUGAUGCGUGGCCGUGGGUAAGAGAUCAGGACUCGAGUGCUAGUACUUGGCUUGGUGUUGCUGCUCUCCCUCUUCUCUCUCUCCAUUACUCGUGUAAUGGUGAGGAGGCAGUAGCGCUCAGUGGAGGGGCGGAGCAGCGCAGGCCGUUGCCGCGUUGCGGAAUUGCUCGCUGCGUUUCCAGUGGCGGCCCGCGUGUCGCACUCCAUGCGGUUCUGGUGCGGCUCGUGAGAUCCGCAAGCAGCAAGCAUGUCGCGGCCGCUGCACCGGGGGGCGUCGGGGAUCGGCGGCAAGCCGGCGGCGGUGUACGGCGCGGCCGACGAGGCGCAUUACGACUCCAAGGAACCCAGUGAGAACGGCAUUGGCGCCUUCGGGCGGGGCGCGCGGAAGCGGCACCUCGCGGCCGCGGUGGUUAAGAUAGGGGUCCUGGUGCUCGCGGCGGCGGCGCUCGUGGGCUCGGUCGCGUGGGCGGGGUCCCUCUACGCGGGCCGUGGCGCGGCGGCGCGCGCUGCCGCCUCCGCGGCGCACCGAGGGUACCGGCGGCUGCAGGAGCAGCUGGUCACGGACCUGCUCGACAUCGGCGAGCUCGUGGGCGGCGGCGUCCGCGCCAAGGAGGCGGAGGUGUGCCCGCCCGAGUACGAGAACUACGUGCCCUGCUACUACAACGUGACGGACGCCGUCGACGUGUCGGAUCUGGGGGGCGGCGUCGUGAUAAGCUACGAGCGGCAGUGCACCCGCGACGGCAGGGUCACUUGCCUCGUUGCGCCGCCGCCAACCUAUCGGAUCCCCGUGCGGUGGCCCAGCGGCAAAGGGUUCAUUUGGAAGGACAACGUGCGGAUUAGCGGGCAGGAGUUCUCGUCCGGGAGCCUGUUCAAGAGGAUGAUGGUGGAGGAGGACCAGAUCUCCUUCCCGUCGGAUGCGCAUAUGGCCGACGGUGUAGAGGAUUAUGCCCAUCAGAUUGCGGAGAUGAUUGGGCUGCGGAAUGAGUUCAAUUUCAAUGAAGCUGGGGUUAGGACAGUUCUCGACAUAGAAUGUGGAUUCGGUACCUUUGGAGCACAUCUUUUUGAGAGAGAUCUCUUGACCAUGUGCAUCGCUAACUACGAGGCGUCUGGCAGCCAAGUGCAAAUUACAUUAGAGAGAGGCAUUCCUGCAAUGAUCGGUUCAUUUGCAUCGAAGCAGCUUCCAUAUCCCUAUCUUUCCUUCGAUAUGGUCCAUUGUGCAAAAUGUAACAUCGAAUGGGACAAAAAUGAUGGCAUUUUCUUGGUUGAAGUGGACAGGCUUUUGAGGCCUGAUGGUUAUUUUGUCUGGACAUCGAAUUUGAAUACACAUAGGGCCUUGCGUGACAAAGAAAACCAAAAGAAAUGGACAGCCGUUCGUGAUUUCGCUGAGGGCCUUUGUUGGGAGAUGCUGUCUCAACAAGAUGAGACAAUUGUGUGGAAAAAGACAAAUAAAAGGGACUGUUACAGUUCUAGAAAAUCUGGACCUGAGCUUUGUGGUAAAAGCCAUGAUCCAGAAUCACCAUACUACCACCCACUAAACCCCUGUAUAGCAGGAACAAGAAGUCAGCGUUGGAUCCCCAUUGAACAUCACACGACCUGGCCAUCACAGGCUAGACAAAACUCAACAGAACUUGACAUACAUGGUGUCCAUUCAGAAGUCUUUGCUGAGGAUACUGCAAACUGGGACUCCAUGGUGCGGAACUACUGGUCUUUGCUGUCUCCGCUUAUAUUUUCAGAUCAUCCAAAGAGACCCGGCGAUGAGGACCCACAGCCACCAUUCAACAUGCUAAGGAAUGUUUUAGAUAUGAAUGCUCACUUUGGUGGAUUUAAUGCUGCUUUACUCAAGGCUGGAAAGUCUGUUUGGGUGAUGAAUGUUGUUCCUACGAAUGCCCCGAACUAUCUACCUCUAAUAUUUGACCGCGGGCUUAUUGGGAUUCAACAUGACUGGUGUGAAGCAUUUCCAACUUACCCAAGAACAUAUGAUAUGGUGCAUGCUGAUGGCUUGCUAUCACUUGAGGAGAGCCAGAAGCAUAGAUGUUCUACUCUUGACAUAUUCUUGGAAGUUGAUCGUAUCCUACGACCAGAUGGCUGGGUCAUAAUCCGUGACACCGCCCCUCUUAUUGAAGCUGCAAGAUCUGUUGUUACUCAACUCAGGUGGGAUGCCCGAAUUUUAGAUCUUGACAUAGCUAGUGAUGAAAAGCUACUGGUCUGUCAGAAGCCCUUUCUCAGAAAAUAAGGAGCAGAGUAGACACUGACACAAGAUAUGAACUUAUUCUUUCCCUCUUAGAUACUGUUAUAAUUCAAUUCUGAGCACAAUUGAGUACAAAGUUUGGGUUGGAACACCGGAGGCAUGGGUCAGCUAACUUGUCAUGCAUCGUCAUGGAACCACAAGGUGCCAUUAGACUGAUCGGGCAAGUGCAUGCUGCAGAGAACAGGCUUGGUGGCUAAGCUUUCCAGGCCAAGGUUUUAUUGCCAGGAUACAGAGAUGAAGCCAUCAAAGUUAUUUGAGUAGCAAAAAACCAUAUUCUAUAAAGGGAUGGUGCUGCGGUGUACAUAAUCGCGGCCAAUGUGCCAUAUAGGUAUAAUUCAUUUUUCCCCUCAUUACAUUUUCCUUUUUGUAACUGUACCCAUUUGCUUUCGUAUCUUGUAUGUAAAUUGGUUGGUCUAUAUACUGGUCAUCCCAGAUUACAGCCCAGUGAAAUCAAUAUAAUUAUUUGGAGAUGAAUGAUAAGCAAAAGCAAA
Phragmites australis (common reed) is the source of this 2807-nucleotide messenger RNA. RefSeq names its product probable pectin methyltransferase QUA2. Bases 316 to 2301 code for a protein of 661 amino acids. The record is from RefSeq and is a predicted model, not a curated record. The transcript has 8 exons. Gene Ontology annotation, molecular function: methyltransferase activity. Gene Ontology annotation, cellular component: cytoplasm. Lineage: Eukaryota; Viridiplantae; Streptophyta; Magnoliopsida; Poales; Poaceae.